Messenger RNA from Triticum dicoccoides, 1631 nucleotides. Its product is annotated as OVARIAN TUMOR DOMAIN-containing deubiquitinating enzyme 4-like. Gene Ontology annotation, biological process: ERAD pathway; endoplasmic reticulum unfolded protein response; protein deubiquitination. Lineage: Eukaryota; Viridiplantae; Streptophyta; Magnoliopsida; Poales; Poaceae. Gene Ontology annotation, cellular component: cytosol; nucleus. Gene Ontology annotation, molecular function: cysteine-type deubiquitinase activity. The transcript has 7 exons. The coding region runs from base 291 to 1202 and encodes 303 amino acids. The record is from RefSeq and is a predicted model, not a curated record.
UGGUGGUUCUGGAAUCCUCUGGAGCCUGGGAAACCCGAGCUCGCCGCUUGCUCUCCCGUCCUCUUCCUCCCACCGCCGCCAUUGUUCCGGCCCCAAGCAAGCUCCCGCAGCCCGCUCGCUUGGUUAUCCUUUCGCCCCUCGCUCACUUCUCCCCACCGCCCAAGGAAGAGGAAGCCAACUCUCAUCUCAUAGACCUGACCUGAACCCCGCCCGCCCGUCCGUCCCCGUUCGCCUGCGUCAUUGGGAAUUCUCUCUCCCUCGAACUACGCCGCUGAUACUAUUCGAGCUGGAUGCGGCUCUAUUCACCUGCAAUCUGUUUGCGGCGAGCUGCCUCAACUAGUAUGUAUGCUCAUUCCAAUCAGUUCCAAGGAGGAGCCACACAGAGUAUGGUCUUAUGGAACUGCUCCCGACCGCAGUCAAGCCGUUCUCAUAUGACAUUGGGCGUAACCGAUUCUUCUCAUAAUAAGAACAUAAGAUCUUCUGAAGCGCAGAGUCUCAAGUACUUUGUCAGCUUAGUGGGCCGUCGAUUGCGUCGCGGAUUGUCAACCAGAGAGGGCAGUCUUAAUGUAAAGCUCGACAUGCUUUCACGUGACAGAAUGUCGGGUACUAAUUGGAAAUGGAGAGGCGUCCAUCAGAAGAUAGGAGCUACGGCUGGUGGGCUCUGCUUUGGUUUUUCAGUUUCAGGGAUCGCAAGAGCCGAGAUGCCUGUGGACAGAAAGAUCAAUUGUGCAGAAACUUCAGCGUCAUCUUCUCAUGGGAAGAAAGUCUACACGGAUUAUUCUGUCACCGGGAUUCCAGGAGAUGGGAGAUGCUUAUUCCGCUCCGUGGUUCAUGGGGCAUGCAUCCGCUCGGGGAAACCUAUCCCUAAUGAAGAUCUUCAGAGAAAGCUAGCUGAUGAAUUGAGGUCAAUGGUUGCCGAUGAAUUUGUCACUAGACGAGAAGAGACUGAAUGGUUUGUUGAGGGCGAUUUCGAUACAUAUGUUUCCCAGAUUAGGCAGCCACAUGUGUGGGGUGGUGAGCCAGAACUGUUCAUGGCUUCACAUGUUCUCCAGAUGCCAAUAACUGUGUAUAUGCAUGAUGAAGAUGUGGGUGGCUUAAUAACUAUUGCUGAAUAUGGCCAAGAGUACGGUAAAGAAGAUCCAAUACAAGUUCUGUAUCACGGUUUUGGCCAUUAUGAUUCCCUACAGAUUCAGAAGACAUAGGGGUCCGAAGACUAUAAUUUAGAAUUUGGGGCUUCGAGAUUCAGAAGGCACCGUUUCAAAAGCAUUUGAUCGUGUGUAAGUGUAAUAGCCUGGAGCCUGGAUGACUUUGUGUGCAAGCACAUGCUCGUAGAAGAUGACAAGAGAUACAAGGCAUUCCGUUAUCUGUAUGAAGCCGCCGAAGGAGCAAAAUUUGGAUGGGAGAGGGCUGAAUCCUGUUGUUGUUGUUGUGUUGUUCAUGUACUCACCUCACCGUAGGGUGUAGGGUGUCGAUAUGCGAUGUCAUCUAACUUGCUGUGGACGAAUAACAAAGACUACGGAUUAUCUAGCUAGCUAGGCGCAAGUUCUGCACGUACGUCAAUGUAAAUCAUGAGUUAUGUACAGUAUGAUCCACUGCUGCCGGCCAUCAAGAUUGUUAUGAAGCACCGCAUG